Belonocnema kinseyi is the source of this 1736-nucleotide messenger RNA. RefSeq names its product STAM-binding protein-like A. Gene Ontology annotation, cellular component: endosome; membrane. The transcript has 8 exons. Lineage: Eukaryota; Metazoa; Arthropoda; Insecta; Hymenoptera; Cynipidae. Gene Ontology annotation, molecular function: protein binding; metal-dependent deubiquitinase activity; K63-linked deubiquitinase activity. Gene Ontology annotation, biological process: protein K63-linked deubiquitination. Bases 222 to 1388 code for a protein of 388 amino acids. The record is from RefSeq and is a predicted model, not a curated record.
CACCGAUCAGCUGCUAAAUUUCGCAGUAUUAUGUUGCAUUCUUAUAUCUGUUUAUUGUGAUUAACUAUGAUCUAACUUUAAGAAUUAAUCCAUAAUUCAAAGUGAUUUAAAGAAAAUUUUCAUCGAAAAAGUGACUCAUGUUGCUAGUUGCGACUCGUCAGUGGAAAAAGUGAUGCAAAUGGGAAAUGAAAAUUUUCAGUACCUAACCUACUUGCUUUUUCAUGGAUAACAAGAAAAAUUUAAAAUAUUCAUCACAGAAAGAUAUGGGGCUGUUUGAUCCAGAACAGCGCUUAAAAGCACUUUCGGAAAAUAGUAAAGCAAUCGAGGUGGAUCCUAAUGUUCCCCCUAGAAGAUAUUACAGAUCUGGUGUGGAGAUGAUUAGACAAGCAAAUGUUUACAUGGAAGAGGGAAAUUUGGAACGAGGUUACACACUUUAUAUGAAAUUCUUGACGAUAUUCCUGGAAAAAAUUAGAGAACAUCCAAAAUAUAAUACAGUUUCAUCAAAAGAAAAAGCCUGGAAUCAACAAAUGCUUCGCGAUGUUUUGCCAAAAACGGAGGAACUUAAAAAGCAAUUAUUGGAUCAGUACAGAGUGGAAUUGGCAAAACAUUUGGAAGAUGCUAAGGAAAGAGAUGAAAUUGAGAAGCAAAGAAUUAAACGGGAGGAACAGCAAAGGUUAAAGGAAGAGGAAAAGAGGAAGAAAGCAGAAGCCUCGAAACCGAAAAUUGCAAUUAGCGCUGCUGCUGUGACCGACGAUGACAAGAAACCAAAGAAAUUAUUUACUCCAUCUCCAGACGUUAAAAGUCCCCCAGAAGACAAAAAAAUACCGUCCGUUGAUCGUUCGACAAAACCUCAUCUUCAGGACGACAAACUCAAUUUGCGUGAUUUGAUUUUACCGACCGAAUUGAUGAACGGUUUCUUGAGACUCGCUGCCCCAAAUACGACGAAUAAAAUCGAAACUUGCGGGGUUUUAGCCGGGAAAUUGGAAAGAAAUAAGUUACUGGUCACACAUUUAUUAAUUCCACAACAAACCGGAAGUCCUGAUUCCUGCAUUACGUACAACGAGGAAGAUAUUUUUGAUUACCAGGAUCAAUACAGUCUUAUCACUCUUGGCUGGAUACAUACGCAUCCGACACAAACUGCUUUCCUGUCGAGUGUCGAUCUUCAUACACAUUGUGCUUACCAACUCAUGAUGGCCGAAGCGAUAGCCAUUGUUUGUGCACCUAAAUAUGAUGAGUUUUUCUUAAUUUCAGAACUGGGUUUUUCGUUCUCACUCCAGAAUAUGGAUUGGACUAUAUUGCAAAUUGUAGAGAAAGUGGAUUUCAUCCUCAUCCGACUGACAUACCACUUUACACAAAAGCAAAACACUGUAAACUGGAGCCAAUGGUGAACUUGGAAGUAGUUGACCUGAGGAAAAAAUAAUUCCUAUUGUUACAAACUCGAUAAGUGUAAUUUUUCGCAAGAUUAAUUUUUAAAAAUCUGUAACGACUGUAACUCUACUUUUUGUGCUUUCCUCAAGAGCUUUUUAGUGAUUGUUUUAUAUUUAUUUAUCCAGAAAAUAUGUAUGUUUUAAUUAUUGUUAAAAUUUUAUUUUUUAUUUUUUAUUUUUAUAUUAGAGGAUUUUGUAAAGUCUUGUGGAUAUUUUUUAAUUCUAUAAUAUAUUUUAUCUAAUUUAAUUUUCGCGUAACCGCGGAAUAGAUUAAAGAUUUAUAUGAAAUAAGAUUCUUAAAAUUGAAAA